Messenger RNA from Corticium candelabrum, 3882 nucleotides. RefSeq lists its product as uncharacterized. Bases 52 to 3576 code for a protein of 1174 amino acids. The transcript has a single exon. The record is from RefSeq and is a predicted model, not a curated record. NCBI's taxonomy places the organism in Eukaryota, Metazoa, Porifera, Homoscleromorpha, Homosclerophorida, Plakinidae.
AGCAGUAGGGUUUGUUGUGACUGCCAGCGUCGACCCAAGCUUUUCAGAAGGAUGUUGACACGUCAGAAAAGAUGUUCGGUGUGCAGAAGACCACUCUGUUCGGAUUGCUCAAAACAACGGCGCCAUAUUUCAGGCAGGCAGUCUAGUUUAGCAGUGUCUGUGUGCACUGAAUGCUCCUUGACACUAGAUGAAACAGAAGCAAACAAAUGGAUGCAGCAGUUUAGCAGAUAUCUGCUACAGGAAGACAAAACAUCGUUUGCUGCUGCUUGCGGAUGUGUGGCAAUGGCUAUCUGUAGCUCCAACGAUUGGACAACAGUGCUCCUCUCGCUCACUAAGCACCUGAUUCAAAACAAUUGGCCAGAGAUGGGAUUAAGGCUAAUAGCUCCUCUGUUAGUGAACAAAAACGUUUCUUCUAAAGAUUAUGUAAAAGCCUUAAUGCUUCUGGCAUCAGCUUUGGAGAAAUCGUUUGCUAGACAGCCGCAUUUGAAAUUCAUGUAUUAUCAGUAUGAUAUGUUGUUAGCAGCUAAAGAGGCAUACGUAACAGCUGAAAGCGUGCUUGAAGAUGUGGAUGAUCAUACAUUAGAACCACUUCAAAUAUCCCAGAAAAAACUAGAGCUAGAUUCAACAGUGCGCAAGCUGUCUGAAGAAAGAGAGAAAAGAAUGUAUUCAGAAACAAGCAAGCGAAUCGCGCAGCUGUGGGAAUCGAGAGAAUGGGAGAGCCUACUGUCCAUGUUGAAGGCAAAAAUCAACAGCAACGACCCUCAAUCACAUAAGCAGACAGAUCGAAUUGUAAUGCAUGCUUUUGAGAAUUUUCUGAAUGGAAAAAAGGAUUAUCUGGAUAAGAUGUUGAAAGAAGAUCGCUCAGGAUUGUUAGUCCUAAGAGGUUUGUGGGAGAUAAAACGUCAGGACGUCACUGCGGGACUCUGUGACGUGCAAACAGCUGUCUGGAAUGGCAUUCAUUUAGAAUGUCUUUUGAAGGCUGCCAUAAACGUAGCCGUCGAUUUGACGGACUCUGACGUUUCUGACUCUCUGAAUCAACGCUUUAAGGUUAUAUUUAGUGGAAUAAAACACAGUUCUGCACGGGACUUGCUUCGUAGUGCAAUUGACAGUAAUCUCUUUGGUUUACUUCCAACCGAUGACGACCUAAUUCCUCCGAGUACACUAAACUGGCCAGAACUUGUAGUUCCUGGCAUAAACGCAAGAGCCACUCGAAAGUACGAAGAAUCAGUGAGACGACAUAUUUCAGAGGGAAAGUGGUCGGAAAGAAAUGCAGCUGUUGCCUAUAUUGAUUUAGUUUCAAGCAGUAAUCAUCCGGCAGAAGCUGUCGUGUCUUAUGUUAUUGCGGGUCUUUGGUUUUUGAAAGAGUUGCGAUUGGCAGUAGAGAACCAGGAGAGUCAAGCGGCCGAAAAACGACUUGCUGGAAAUACCAAAAGUGACAGCAUCAAGUCCUCGGGCAAAGAUUCCCGUCCUAGUGACGAGUUUCGCAAUGUGUUUGCUAUUGAGCAAGCAGUUGUAGGGUGCAUGAAGCGUGCCUAUCUGCUAGCCACGACGGUUCUUCACCCUGGAAUGCAACUGUAUGUCUUCCGCUUGGCUCUGAAGGCGACAGUAAGUGCUGUCCACUUGGUGAACGAACGUGCUACUCCGGAUAUUGACGGAAAGCUCCAGGACGCUUCAGAGAACGACGAUUACGAAAGUCCAGAAGCGCAGUUUGCUGCAGACUUUACCACUCACUACGACGAGAUUGCUCGUUACUUUCCACUGUUUGCCAGACUGAAAGAACUGGUGAAACUGCAGUUCUUUGCUGCAGUAGUCCAUAGUCAAUUGGAAGACCUAAUGAGAAAAAGUGACGAAGAUGCGCCCGUGCCCGACUCCAUCAUACAAACUAUUCAAGAAGAACAACGAAGAAAACGAAAGGAAGCUGUGUUGCAAGGAUUACCCCAGAUAAAGAGCCAAAUUGGGGUUUGGCCAGCAGCCGAAAAUGAAUUCGAGAUAACAUCAGCCGUAAGGAGAAUUGAAAAUGAACUGCCGUUCUCGUAUUCUCGUCUGUAUGUACCAGAUUCAGACAUAGAGUUGGAAGUGAAAAAAGUUCUGCGAGAGAGAGACCAAACAGUUCUCUCUGACAUAACAAGCAAUCUCAUGCAAGUGUGUCGUUCUGAAGUUUGUUUCGGUACCCUGAAAACCAUGGUUUCCAGAUGGCUUUCCAGUAAUGCCUCCACGAACUCUCUGGACAAUUUAGUGCAGUUUAUCGAUAAAAACAUGCGUGUCUUUACUCGAGCUGAAAUUCAGCAGAAGAAAGCAAACGAACUUAAGGCUGCCCACAGAUCGUUUGAGGAAGAAGUGAUCGUCAUGAAAAGAAGAAAACAGCGUAAUGAACAAAGUGUUACUGCAUGCAAAUGGGUACCUGCAGCUCUACUUCGACAACCAAACAGUAAUGGAGGUUUUCGUCUUUGCUAUGGAGGCGUGAUGCUUACACCAACAUGUCGAGAAGGCGUGGUAGUACAAACUGAUAGUCGUGAUGAAAAUAUCCAGACCAUCAGUAGCAGAAAUAUAGACACAUUUCUAGCUGCUAGCAAUGACCAAGUAAAAAGCAACCGCAGCAGCUACACAGCUCCCAAAUCUAAUACCACGGAUUCCGAAAGUUCUAGGCCCUCAAGUGUUCUCUUGGCAGCUGGCCUAGCUGCUGCUGCUGCUGCUGGAUCUCGUGGCGAUGGCGGUGAUGGCGGCGAUGGGGACAGUAGCAGCGAUGACAGCGACAGUAGCAGUACAUGUAGUGACGAGAACGAUGGCAAUGGUGAAAGUGUAAUGAGAAAGCCUCCAAUCUGGUUGAAACUUUAUUGGAACUACGUAAAUAGCCUGACCAGGUCAAAAAUGUCCUUGGCAGGCGCGGCUGAGUGCUUGACCAACUUUCUCAAACGCUUUUCUUACGAAAAGUCGGAGCAAUUCGAAACCCAUCUUGACAGUGCAUUGCAAAUUUUGGUUGAAGAAAGGAGAAUAGUUCGAAGGGGUGAAAAUACUACUCUGGAGUUUGAAGGUAGAGAAAAUGUGGUCGAUCUUUUAUUUGAGUUACUUUCAUCGAAACGGUAUCAGAUAUUGUGGUGCGACAAUGCACAUUUAUGGAUGCCGGUCGAUGAUCAAGUGACUUAUUCGUCCCUCCUUAGAGAAUUUAGAUUGAUGGGGAGAAACUUUUCUCACAGCGGGCGACCAGAUCUUGUGGUUGCCAUACUCGACGAGCACGGUGCCUGUGUCGGUUACCAGAUUGUGGAAUUCAAGAUAUGCAUUUUGAAAAAGGAAGGAUACUCGUAUUUUGUAAAGGACUGCAAUUUUCAUCCAGAUGAAACUCCAGUUCCAAAGCAAAAAAGACGCUGUUUUUGUGAGACUCUCGAUCAUUAUAUCAAUCGUGCUGAAGAUCAAGUUACAGGGUACUGUAAAUAUUUUUCUUGGAUGCUUAAAGACAAGCAACUCUCUUCUAUUCAAGUGUCUUCCCAAGUUGCUGUUAUGGUACUAGAAGAACAAUCGAAUAAGGAAUACGCCUUUGUUGACUUUAAAACAACCGAGACGAAACUGUAUAAUCCAUAGAGACGACAGUUAUAUGGAUUUGCCAAUUAACGACAAGAUUGGAGUGAACUCACAAAUUGAGAACUGCAUGAGUCUGAUGCAAUUUCAACAUUUGUUGUAUGCGAAUGAAGACUCAAAUAUAUCGUAACUGCUUGUUUUAGUUGAGAUAUGCAUGUAUGUCGUGUGUGCCUAUUACAAUCAUAUGUAGCAAUGCUAUUGACGAUAGCACAAGUAGCAUGGUGUAGCACAAGUAGCGUAUUGCUUACACUGUUUUGUGCAGUAAUAACUAUGAAGCUUUGCCCAUUCGGGUUGCAUUAAAAACAUACA